Molecule: messenger RNA, 786 nt
Organism: Hipposideros armiger (great roundleaf bat)
Lineage: Eukaryota; Metazoa; Chordata; Mammalia; Chiroptera; Hipposideridae
Gene: CTXN2
Product: cortexin 2
Exons: 2
Coding region: 396-641 (81 amino acids)
Source: RefSeq, a predicted model, not a curated record
CGCACAAAUAUUUACACACUGCUACAUCGAAGAAAUCCAUGCAUAUUUCCCUGCAGAUACAACUCGCGCGCACACGUACUUCGCUGGCGCCCACGUCCUCUGCCUCUCACCGACAGACACAUUUACACACACACACACACACACACACACACACACACACACACACACACACACACACACGUAGGCCAGGAAAGCGCUAACCACGGUCCUGUGACUCCACGCAGGUUCCCAGGGCAUGCCUUUUACAUUAUUAUUGAACCGAUCAGCGACCACAGACAAACCUGCCAACACUUAAGUCUACUCUCGGGAUUCCAUCUCCAUGGCAACAAGCAUGGAAGGCCAAGAGGUGACUCCAGCUGGAAUUCUGAAGAGCCACCAUGAUGUGACAGUGAAUAAUGAGUAGUACCUACUGUGGCAACUCUUCAGCUAAGAUGAGUGUCAACGAAGUAUCGGCUUUCUCAUUGACUCUGGAGCAAAAAACCGGCUUUGCUUUUGUUGGGAUUUUGUGUAUUUUCUUGGGACUUCUUAUUAUCAGAUGCUUCAAAAUUCUGUUAGACCCGUAUAGUAGCAUGCCUUCCUCUACAUGGGAAGACGAAGUUGAAGAGUUUGAUAAAGGGACAUUUGAAUACGCACUCGCAUGACAGCACCGGCUUGAUGGAUUUUAGCAUUAUGCUAUUGGGACUCACAGUGGAUACAAUUGUAAUUGCCUUGAGCGUGCUGGAGAGAGGCCCAUUUCAUUCACUGAAUUCAAUAAAUCUGUGCGGUUAAUUUAUCCACCAUGCUGUG